Messenger RNA from Williopsis jadinii, 2120 nucleotides. It is a transcript of the gene ULP2, whose product is annotated as SUMO protease ULP2. The record is from RefSeq and is a predicted model, not a curated record. The transcript is spliced from 2 exons. Gene Ontology annotation, biological process: proteolysis. Lineage: Eukaryota; Fungi; Ascomycota; Saccharomycetes; Phaffomycetales; Wickerhamomycetaceae. Gene Ontology annotation, molecular function: cysteine-type peptidase activity. The annotation marks the transcript as partial.
AAUCAACUAACCGCUUACAACACAAACAAAAGCACAACAAGAAAAGGUAAACAAACCACUGGCGGCUAAGGAUCUCGACAGGGCGCUGGUUCCAAUAACAGCGACAAAGAUGGCGAGAUCAAGGAAGAAGAUACGUACACAGGGGACUGUGCCAUUGAACACUUUAAGUUCUUCACCAUUGGCUCCUUCACCAUCCCAAAAGAUACGAAACAAGUUCAUCAGACCCAUAAACGUGGAAUCUGAUGAUACUUUGCUGCUGAAUCCCUACAGUGCCAGUAAGAACAAGUACGGGAGUAACAAAUGGAGAGCAACAGCUGUACGGAGACCUGUCACUGUGGAGCUGCACAUGCCAGCGGUAUCUUCUACCGAUACACCUCUCCCACCAUUGUCUCCGAAGGAUGUCUUUAGUGAUACAGAGGCGAACGAUGUUGUCGUUACUAAGUACAAAGUGCUGAAUAUUUCUGAUUUGGAGUAUGUUUCGCAAAUCAAAGAUUACAACAAAGUGACCAUUGCUUCGGAACGGGCAAGUCUGGGUAAAGACAUGAGAAUAUUCAAUCAUAAGGAUGGCGAGGUACGAUUAAGCUUUGAUCCUCAAUUAACACACUUCAAUCUGGAGUUCGAUGGCAGAGUGGUAACAAAAGUAAUGGCGACCGAUUUGAGAAGGAUGAUACAUUCAAAGACUGCAUUGUUGAUUCUGUUGAAGAACCCAUUGAGAUACGACGGAUUAACAUUCCACUCCAUUCUAUUCUCAAUGAGCGCAUCAAAUCUUGUUAAGUUCUUGGAAAUACUGGACAGAUACCUAGAAGUGAAUAUCCGCAUCGAUGAGAAAUCAAAUGAUGAUUUACACUCGGUGCUGAAAAACUCGUCUGAAGCUAUAUCCAAAUUUAUGAAACCUUUUAAAUCUUUGGAUAAGUUAAACCCACGUACAUCGCUCUCGCAAAAGAGCUCUAAUGCAAAGAAAGAUCUUGGGAAACCUAUAAGGUUGGAGUCCAUAUCUUCAUCACCUGCCAUUUCUACAAUCAGCACAGCUCCAAAGACAAGCACAAAGGUAACAUCUGAAACGGUUACACCAACAAAGGCGUUCUAUUCACCAGUUGUUCCCACACCUUUAGUACCACGUCGCUUGAGAUCUUCGGGAAAGACCACAGAUACCAUCGAGAUAGAUGCAGAAGAUCCGCUAACACCUGCUCCGAGAAGGAGACCAAGAAGGGAAAGAAAACCGUUCAAACCAGAUCUACAGUACUUAUUUUCCGAUCAAUCCAAGUUUAGAAUCAGUGAUGCAGAUUUCAAAUGCCUUUACGGUAGUCAAUGGAUUAACGACACUUUAAUUGACUUCUUUCUGAAAUAUUUCACACAGGAGGAAACAAAGCGAUCGACAUUGUCGCUAGAGGAUUUCAGAGUGUUUUCGACUUUUUUCUUUACCAAAUUGACAUCAUCACCAAACUAUUAUCACAACAUCCAAUCUUGGUUAUCAAAGGAUGAUAUACUCAAGAAACGCUUUCUCAUAAUACCGAUAAAUGAAAGUCUUCACUGGUAUUGCUCGAUUGUGUACAACAUAGAUUCAUUGACAAAAGAUGAAGGUGAUUGUACUGUUUAUUGCUUUGAUUCUUUGGCACAGCAGCAUGAUUCCAUACUAGAACCAAUUCGCAAUUUCAUAUUGGGAUAUGCAAAGGAUAAGCACAAAUUAGAGAUUGACCCAGAAAGAAUCAAACUGAUGAAUUCUCAGGUCCCAAAGCAACCAAAUUUCAACGAUUGUGGUAUUCAUGUUAUUUAUAACGUGUACAAAUUCCUUCAGGAUCAACAGAAAUGCGUCUCAUUUUGGGAUUCAAGGAUCACUAAACGUGGUGAAAUGUACAAGGUGUUUUUAAGUAGGGAGCGAGAUGAAUGGAGAGCCAGGUUGAGAGAAAUACUCUUAACUUUACAACAAGAGAUGAUAGAGAAAGAAGGAUAUGUUCCAGAGCAUGAAGAAGCAAAAGAAGAUGAAGAUAUUGAUGAAGAUGAUAUUGUGUUCUUAGAACCCGAAGAAUUUCAAAAACCUAGAGAACAUAGCGAAGAAACAGGAAUCGAGGGUCAGAGAGAAAAUGAUGCGAAAUUGGAGGAAUGUGAUGAGGAAGGUCAAA